This is a messenger RNA of Emericellopsis atlantica, 2470 nucleotides long. RefSeq lists its product as uncharacterized. The coding region runs from base 335 to 2101 and encodes 588 amino acids. Gene Ontology annotation, cellular component: plasma membrane. Gene Ontology annotation, biological process: carbohydrate transport; transmembrane transport. Lineage: Eukaryota; Fungi; Ascomycota; Sordariomycetes; Hypocreales; Bionectriaceae. The transcript has 5 exons. Gene Ontology annotation, molecular function: carbohydrate:proton symporter activity. The record is from RefSeq and is a predicted model, not a curated record.
GAUUUUGCUUCACACACAGCUGCCUUUCUCCGGAGCACCCGGCUUUUUGCCAGCACUGGACGAAGAGAUCAUUGAUCUCUAACCCCCAAGCACCUCACACAUGAUUGGCUGCGUGUAAGAAUGGAGUUUCUCCUCCACACUCUACCACACCGGACCUACUUGGGGAUUCUGGGUGUAGUCUGGGACUCUGGGGGACAGCCGCACAGCAUGGAGGUGGUCACGGGUCCGUAGACGUCAUCCUUCAACAUGGAAGACGACUGGCCUUGACAGUGGCCUAUAUGAAGUCGAGUUACCCCGAGCUAUCAGGCGGUUGGACGCUUGGGAAUCCGCCAACAUGAGACUUCCUGGGAACCAAGUUCACUUUGAUGAACAAGACCCGAACUCGGAGAAGGGCAGGCAGGGGCUGAGGAGCUCCCUCAGUGGGCUGGACUACUCGCCCCUGCCCAGAGUCUCGCCUCGGGUGCUCGUGAUGGGCGUCUUGAUUUCCAUGGGUGGACUCAUUUUUGGGUACGACACGGGACAAAUCUCAGGAUUCCUCGAGAUGCCCGACUUUCUAGAACGAUUUGGCCAACGGAAGCCCGAUGGCACUCCCUACUUCUCCACGGUUCGCUCAGGCCUCAUCGUCGCCCUGCUGUCCAUUGGCACACUCAUCGGUGCUCUUGUGGGAUCGCCCAUUGCCGACCGCAUUGGAAGGAAGAAGGCCAUCUCGUUCUGGUGCCUCAUUGUGUCCAUUGGAUUUGUGGUACAGAUCGCGUCCAUCACAGCAUGGUACCAGGUGAUGAUUGGCCGUUUCAUUUCCGGCCUCGGUGUCGGUGGCCUCAGUCUCAUGGUGCCCAUGUACCAGGCUGAGACCGCUCCGUACUGGAUUCGCGGCGCUCUCGUCUGCGCAUACCAACUAUUCAUCACCAUGGGCAUCUUCCUCGCGGCGUGCUUCAACUACGGCACGGUCACGCACUACCCUAACAGCUCCGCAUGCUGGCGCAUCGUCAUCGGCAUCGGAUGGGUGUUCACCAUCGUCCUCGGCGUGGGCAUCCUGUUCUUCCCCGAAACCCCUCGAUACGACUACAAAGUAGGCAAGGCGGAGCGCGCCAAGCAGACGCUCUGCAAGGUCUACGCUGCCAAUAUGAACCACUGGUCCGUCUUCACCCAGAUCGAGGAGAUUGAGGCCAAGGUCCGCCUCGAACACAAGGUCAAGCAUUCAUCCUACAGGGAGUUUAUGGGCAUGUGGAAGGCGCCGCGCAUGGCGUACCGUGUCAUCCUCGGCAUGACACUGCAAAUGUUCCAGCAGCUCACCGGCGCCAACUACUUCUUCUACUACGGCACGACAAUCUUCCGCUCUGUGCAGAUCGACUCGUACAUCACCCAGAUCAUCCUCAACACCAUCAACUUCCUCGUCACCUUUUUGGGUCUGUACAUGGUCGAGCACUACGGUCGUCGCAAGUCGCUCAUCUCGGGUGCUCUCUGGAUGUUUAUCUGCUUCAUGAUCUUUGCCUCGGUGGGCCACUUCAGCCUAGACAUUGAGAACCCGCAGAACACGCCCUCGGCGGGUAUCGCCCUCAUCGUCUUUGCGUGCCUGUUCAUUCUCGGCUUCGCCACGACCUGGGGCCCCAUGAUCUGGACCAUCCAGGCUGAGAUCUUCCCGACCCGCUACCGUGCCAAGGGCAUGGCUCUGUCCACGGCGAGCAACUGGAUCUGGAACUUUUGCAUCGGAUUCUUCACGCCCUUCAUCACCAAGGAUAUUGACUUUCGAUACGGCUACGUCUUUGCGGGCUGCAACCUCUUGGCUGCUGCCAUCGUGUACUUCUUUGUCAUUGAGGGCCAGGGUCGAACGCUGGAGGAGAUUGACACCAUGUACCUCGAGCAUGUCGUUCCAUGGAAGAGCAGCAAGUGGCAGCCACCCAGCGCCGAGGAGAUGGCGCGUAUCCGACGCGAGGCCCAGACCGGUGCCGAAGCGGACAUCCUGGACGCCAGCGCGUACGAGGCCGCUGGUACUGGCAGUGACGAUGCACUCCGGGGGACGAACGGUGCGAAGAAGGAAGGGAAUGAGACGGGCACUGGACUUCUGAGCGGGGAAACGACAUCGCAUCAGGAGCAUGCUUAGUCUAGUUUGAGAGAUUUGUACGGGUAUGCAUGCAUGGUUUCGGUGGGUAUAGUUUGCAUUCUUGGGACACUGGAGCAUCUGGUGUAUUCUGAUAUCUUUCAUGUCAAUUUUAUGAUUUAGUUUCUCUUGUUCUGUUGUUUGCUUCCACCGUGACUCAAAACAUUUCAUGACGUCUGCAAACUUGAGAUGCCUCUCAGCCUGUGGCAAUUGAAGGCAUUUGAUGUCAUGUUCGUGGUGGAGGUCGUGAAGGUUCAUUAGCCCAAGAACUCUAUCCCCGCCAUUUGAUCAUCGCCAAGCGGUAGCGUUAAAUGGAAGCUCUCUGAUUGACAUGGACGCUAACAUACUAGUAAGGCAGUGCAUGUGUCUAAG